Molecule: messenger RNA, 3906 nt
Organism: Linum trigynum
Lineage: Eukaryota; Viridiplantae; Streptophyta; Magnoliopsida; Malpighiales; Linaceae
Source: the annotation of a GenBank genome assembly
UCCCCCCCGAGUUUCACUAAUGGUAAAAAACCCCCGAAACCAUUUGCGAAAAUCACGAAAGUUUUACCAACCUAAGGAAUGUUUGACGAUAUGAUAUUGUUCACCUACAUAUUCAUCAUCCAAAUCAAUCCACAAAACCGACACCCAUCAACGUAACUAACUACCAAUCAUCAUGAUAACGACGCGAAACAACGGCCAUGCUUCCGCCGGCCGCCGGAACCUUCUCCCGCCGCCGGCACUCCUCCUCCUACUCCUAGCCGCUGCUUCUCCUGCCGACGCGUGGAGCAUCUGGGGGAAGACGACGGUGGUGGUGAGAAACGAGCUGGUGAACCACCUCCAGAUGGACCUCCACUGCAAGUCCCGUGAGGACGACCUCGGCGGAGUGCUGCUGCAGGUGUUCGAGGAGUUUCAGUGGUCCUUCAGGCCCAACCUCUUCGGUGGCACGCUGUUCUACUGCCACGUCAACUGGGGCGACGGCCGGCUCUACUGGUUCGACUUCUACGUCCAGCACAGGGACAUCAAGCGCUGCCGGAGCGUCUGCAGGUGGUCCGUCGACGUGCAUGGGCCAUGCAGUUAUAACGAGCACGAGGGCGGGUACGACAAGUGUUAUCACUGGAAUUAUGUGAGCGUUAGGAGAGGGUUGUUGGGGAAUGGAACGAUGGAGGAAGGGAAGAGAGGUUUGACCGAGUAGAAAUCUAGCUAAUUAAGCUAUAGCUAUAUAGAAAGUAGAAACCAAAUAGAAAUAAUAAUUGAUUUGAAUUUAUCAGUUUUUUUUUUGUUUAAUAAUAAUUUUCAGUUUCAGUUAAAUUGUAUACGUACAGAUAUAGUUUUUACAAAUUUCGAAUUUCUGUUGUUAUAUGUUUGAGCCCGAGCGACUGGGCGUCACUCGGGUCCAAGGGGUUUGGGGUGUCAGACAUGACCUUGAAAGGGUAGGCGCCCCGCCUCGUCCGAAAUAAGAGAAAAGAAGAAGUAUAUAGAGAGAGAAAGUAGAGAGAAGUAGUAGUAAGUGUAGAUAGAUUGCCAUUUAUGAGGAGAGAACUCCUAUUUAUACACAUUUGAGGGUUAGGUAGUGGUCUGGGCGCCUGCCAAGCCAUAAAUGCUGUGGUCGGGCGCCUCAGACCUUCUGACACUGUACAUGGUACUUUUUGACAGAGGGUGUCCCCCUGCCCCUUGUCCUUGCUGAUGUCAGGUGCCUGGCCUUGUCUUUUGUCUCCUUGCCUUGUCCUUUUGCUCUGUUGUCUUCUUUCCUUCUUUAUACCAUUAGCUAGAGUUUUGCCUCCUUAGUUACUAGGAUACUCUAUCAAUUGCCCCUUUGACGUCGAUAUGAGUAUCAUGGCGGCGUCAACAUAAAGUGAGUUUCACUAACCUUGCUUUCUCGUCUUCACAAUCAAGUGCCAGCUCUCUUUCUUUAGUUAAUCGGCACCAGGCUCUUCCUUUCAAGUGGGUGCUUCAUUCUCUUAUUGAUCUUCUGAUCUGUUGAGCGCUUGUGCACCCGUGUGGGUGUGCUUGCUUCCAAAUAAGGUGUAGUAAAAUGAGGAAGAAUAAACACAUGUCUCAAGUAACGGAGACUAUCAAAAGAAGCAAUCAUGCCCCUUUUCAGUUUUCCUUUGAUUGUGCCUUGCCCAUUUGAAACGAGCGCCUAGCGCUCUUUUCCAAUUUUUUUCUUUUUCUUUUUGCCAAAAGAUACCACUGAUAUUCAAAUGCUUUCCAUUCAUUGUCUAAGAUGCUCCAUUUUUCUUUCGAUUGCUUGUGCUCUUUUAGAAGAGUGCUUGCUUCGAUUCUUUGGCUAAGCACUGGUCACCCAGCUUGUCGUUAGUUUCCCUAAGACCCAAACUCAACGAGGUGUUUGGCGACAAGCUGCUUUGCUGAUGUGUCUGACCUUCAGUUGGGCGCCUGACAUUUUACUCCUUAGCGAGGUGCCUGACCUUCAGUGGGGUGCCUGGCGCCUCACUCCUUCGCUUAUGUCUUUGGUAAGCAUGUGUCACACAACUUGUCGUUUGUUGCCUUAAGACCCAAAGUCAACGAGGUGCCUGGUGACUUGCUCAUUUGCCGAGGUGCCUGACCUGGCACCUCACUCCUUCAGUGAGGCGCCUGGCACAACACUCCUUCAGCGAGGUGCCUAACCUUUCAGCGGUGUACAUGGCGACUCGCUACUUUGUCGCGGUGUUUAACAUUUGAUAGGGUGCCUGACACCUUCGGUGAGGUGCCUGGCGACUCGCUCAUUUACAUAGGUGUCUGACAUUCAGUUGAGCGCCUGUCACCUCACUCCUUCAGCGAGGCGCCUGACACCACACUCCUUCAGCGAGGUGCCUAACCUUCAGUGGGCGCCUGGCACCUCACUGACAUUCAGUUGAGCGCCUGUCACCGCCUUGGCCAUUUGAAACGAGCGCCUAGCGCUCUUUUCCAAUUUUUUUCUUUUUCUUUUUGCCAAAAGAUACCACUGAUAUUCAAAUGCUUUCCAUUCAUUGUCUAAGAUGCUCCAUUUUUCUUUCGAUUGCUUGUGCUCUUUUAGAAGAGUGCUUGCUUCGAUUCUUUGGCUAAGCACUGGUCACCCAGCUUGUCGUUAGUUUCCCUAAGACCCAAACUCAACGAGGUGUUUGGCGACAAGCUGCUUUGCUGAUGUGUCUGACCUUCAGUUGGGCGCCUGACAUUUUACUCCUUAGCGAGGUGCCUGACCUUCAGUGGGGUGCCUGGCGCCUCACUCCUUCGCUUAUGUCUUUGGUAAGCAUUUGUCACACAGCUUGUCGUUUGUUGCCUUAAGACCCAAAGUCAACGAGGUGCCUGGUGACUUGCUCAUUUGCCGAGGUGCCUGACCUGGCACCUCACUCCUUCAGUGAGGCGCCUGGCACAACACUCCUUCAGCGAGGUGCCUAACCUUUCAGCGGUGUACAUGGCGACUCGCUACUUUGUCGCGGUGUUUAACAUUUGAUAGGGUGCCUGACACCUUCGGUGAGGUGCCUGGCGACUCGCUCAUUUACAUAGGUGUCUGACAUUCAGUUGAGCGCCUGUCACCUCACUCCUUCAGCGAGGCGCCUGACACCACACUCCUUCAGCGAGGUGCCUAACCUUCAGUGGGCGCCUGGCACCUCACUGACAUUCAGUUGAGCGCCUGUCACCUCACUCCUUCAGCGAGGCGCCUGACACCACACUCCUUCAGCGAGGUGCCUAACCUUGAGUGGGCGCCUGACACCUCACUCCUUCAGCCAGGCGCCUAACCUUGAGUGGGGCGUCUGGCACCUCACUCCUUCAGCCAGGCGCCUUCAGCCAGACGCCUAACCUUGAGUGGGGCACAUGGUGACUUUCUCAUUUGCCGAGGUGCCUUACCUUCAGUUGGGCGCCUGGCACCUCACUCCUUCAGCGAUGUCAGACACCUAUGUAAAUGAGCGAGUCGCCAGGCACCUCACCGAAGGUGUCAGGCACCCUAUCAAAUGUUAAACACCGCGACAAAGUAGCGAGUCGCCAUGUACACCGCUGAAAGGUUAGGCACCUCGCUGAAGGAGUGUUGUGCCAGGCGCCUCACUGAAGGAGUGAGGUGCCAGGUCAGGCACCUCGGCAAAUGAGCAAGUCACCAGGCACCUCGUUGACUUUGGGUCUUAAGGCAACAAAUGACAAGCUGUGUGACAAAUGCUUACCAAAGACAUAAGCGAAGGAGUGAGGCGCCAGGCACCCCACUGAAGGUCAGGCACCUCGCUAAGGAGUAAAAUGUCAGGCGCCCAACUGAAGGUCAGACACAUCAGCAAAGCAGCUUGUCGCCAAACACCUCGUUGAGUUUGGGUCUUAGGGAAACUAACGACAAGCUGGGUGACCAGUGCUUAGCCAAAGAAUCGAAGCAAGCACUCUUCUAAAAGAGCACAAGCAAUCGAAAGAAAAAUGGAGCAUCUUAGACAAUGAAUGGAAAGCAUUUGA